Messenger RNA from Topomyia yanbarensis, 1143 nucleotides. RefSeq names its product transmembrane protein 138. The transcript is spliced from 4 exons. The coding region runs from base 117 to 605 and encodes 162 amino acids. Gene Ontology annotation, cellular component: cilium. The record is from RefSeq and is a predicted model, not a curated record. NCBI's taxonomy places the organism in Eukaryota, Metazoa, Arthropoda, Insecta, Diptera, Culicidae.
CUGGAACUGCAUUUUUGUUUUGCGUGGGUGGAGACAAGUCAUACGUAUAUCGAAGAGUACAACAUUAGCGAAGUCCCGGCGUUUGAAGAACAUACAUUGCUGCUGCUUGUAGCAAAAUGUUCAAGUUGUCGUUAAAACGUUUUGCAUCCUUGCUCGUUUUUCAACUGCUAUUCCUGUGUGUGGAUUUGGGAAUCAACAGUUUUUCGUAUCUUGCCCGUGGCGAUAAAGUGUCCAUCAUUUUCCUAUUUCUGGCUCAAGAUGUAUGCUUAAUUCUAUCGCUUACCGCUAUAAUAUUCAGCUUGUAUUCAACCUAUGUUUAUCAGGCCGGAAUGGCACAUUUGUUGUAUGAGAAGUUUCGUGUUCCACUGCUGGUAGCGAUGGUAUAUUUUCUUCUCUGCGUCAGUCUUCAUACCUGGCAGGUCGUUGAUCAUCACAAAUCUCCGUACUUAUUUCAAUGGCCGAAGGCGCUAACUGCUCUAUUCAUCAUUCAAAGAUUGUUCUCCCCUCUGUACUACUACCUAUACAAGAGAUCGGCACUAAAGAUGAGUGACCCACGGUUCUAUGAAAAUUUGGACUGGAUCACCGCCCAGUUAGCCAGCAAGUAAAAUGUAUGCAUUUUGGGUUAAAGCGAAGGGUGUGUGAUGUGAUCCAACAUUGGUUAUGAUGGCACAAAAUCUAGCUCUAAUUUGCAACAAUUAUAGACGAAUAGCGAGACGCUCUACUACAGUUUGAGUUAGUGCUUCUGAUUCAUUGAACUUCAUUUGGUUGAAUCAGUGUUUGUGUUGCGCAAAAGAAGGUAUAUGCCGGAUUAUUAUAAAUGAUACGACAGAUUUUGCAAACCAGGUUUUGACUCUUUUGGAGGUUCACAGUUUGUUUUAAAAACGUCUUAUUAUUGAUUCUCUUUGUUACGAUUUUGAGGAUAUGUUAGUGCUUAAAUAUGACAGGCCAUCACUCAAAGGAUAUUGCGUGCAUUUUAUUCAAGGAAACCUAGCAGACAUCAGUAGACAUGAAACCCUAUACUCAUAGGUCACGUCACCUAGUGACUAGAAGAAACUUUCAUGACUGUGAGAAUAGAACCCAUGAUUGCCUGUAGAUCACCGUAUAAAUGUUUCUUGACAUAUCAAUAAAUCAUCAAUGAAUGUU